AUGUCCUUUACAGAAGAAAUUCGAACUGCAGCUGCAAGGCGCAAUGAAAUCCGCAACAUCCUUCGAGCAAACUACGUUGGCCCUGAGCGGGCAAUGCAAGCAUCCCUGAACGAAUUCCGCCACUGGACACCACAUGAUGUUGCCUCGCUUUUUAGGGAUUUUCCACCCCUUCCUGAACGGCGGCUAUAUCCCGUAGGCCCUGAAGCUCGGUACCCGCCACCAGGAAGACGACGGUGGGCGGAGCUUGCAGCCAAAAUCGCUACACUGGCCGUUGUUGAUACGAUCGCCGUUGCAGCUUCGCCGUUAGCGCUGGCGACGAUGGAUGCGGAAAAGCGGAAGAAGACAGCCUCAGAGCUGCUUGACUUGAAUGUGAAUAUGGUCUCAUCGUCGCUGUUUGUGGCGCCGCCGUUGAGCCUGAUGGAGCAGGCAGGUCGCGUGGGCCAGGCUCUAUGUGUGAAUAGAUGGGGCCAGUUUCGCAUGCUGAAUUCUGGGUACGCUGCUAUCUCGCAUGUAUGGGCUGAGACGAUGGGUCUUGAGUAUAACGAUGAGAAAGUCGACCAGGACGAACGCGGGCUGCUCAAGACGCACUUUAACAAGAUUAUGGGGAAAGCCCUUCAGUGUGGAUACGAAUGGGUCUGGCUUGACCUUUUGGCUAUCCCGAAGAAGUCGGACCCUUCCACUAGCGAUGCUCGUCUUACAGAGAUCAAGACUCUCAUUAUCAACAGUCUGGACGCAGUAUACAGGAAUGCGGACGCAGUUAUUGUGCUAGACUCCUUGACCCUGCACCUCCCAUCGGCUGACCCGUUGGUGACCGCGGGAGUACUCGUCUGCGGAAUGUGGCUAACUAGAAUCUGGACCUAUCAGGAAAUAAAAUUAGCCCGGAAAGCACUGAUUGUUACCGCGACACAUGUCGUUGAAUUCCAGGAUAUACUUAGCACUCUAGAGUCCCAAGCCGGGCAGGACGGCGAUCGUUUCUACGAACUCCACCGGACCUUUGCGCGUUUGCAAUCUGUGUACGGGCCCGGAAUCAAUCUUGCUGAUAUAGCGUUGUCAUGUACCAAUCGCCACACGAAGAACGAAGUCGAUUAUGCCCGUGGCUUCUACGCUCUGCUUGGCUUGAAGUGGCAGGCCAGUUGGACUUACCAAGACGGAAUCAAGCAUAUCUACAACUCCCGGCCGCAAGAAGCAGCCAUGAUUGCCUCUAUGCAUGGCCCACGUGGCUUGCCCAAUCCUUUCACCUGGGCACCAAAGUACCUUGCCCAGCUCCAGGGUAAAAGCUGGAAGCCCUACUAUUUUAAAUGCGAAUCGUUUGGCUUGGUGGGAAAGUGGUAUUCUGCUUCCGUUCUGAAGUUGGUGCGUGCUUGUUUAUACGAGCAACCAGGUAGAGAUGAUAAAUUAGCAUUCGAGCUCCUCAUCGGUAACAGCACGGGAGACACUGAGCCUGUCGUGGUCGUUACUUGGAGCAAGGACUACACUACCGAUUUGUCUAAGUGGACAGAGUUGAUAUCUGAUUGCAAGUCGAGACUGCUGUGUGCGGACGAGAUCGUGGUAGGCGAAAGCUUUCCGACAGUGCUUCUUGGGGUCUGCGAAGGUGAUAUCGAGCCUGAUUACGGCCUGGGGGCUGGUGCUAUGGGAUAUGUUCUUGCAAGCGGGGUUCUCGUAUCAGGAAAUAUGCAUUCUGUCCCUAAGACAUGGCUGCUAAAAACAACCUCUCUGGAAACUAGCUCUGUGAUGCUUUCGGCCGGGGCUGUCGUAUUGACCGAUUGGGGUAUACCCAUCGUGCUAAACCACCUGAUUGAAAUCCGAUAUCCGCUUCCGUUCGAGAAGCCCAAAUUGGAGAAUUUCAAGUUUCUACCACAAGAAUUGGAGACCGGACCCACCCACUUAGCAAAUUCUUAUCAAAGCCCCAAAUCCCCUUCACACCGUUUUUCACCAAUUGAACUACCACGGCAGCGAAUGGCAAAUACAAGCCAAUAUCUCUCUUUCUUGGAGGCAGGAGCAGUAGGAGGAGUUGGUGACCAUUUCACGCAGCUUCAACCCCCUAUCCUCCAAAAAGCCCCCUCCAGGAUCCAGGAGACAGAGGCGGACAAUGGAAUUGGAGAUGAAAAAUACCCCGACGGCGGUCUGUCAGCCUGGCUCGUCGUUCUGGGCUCCUGGUGUGCAAUGGUCCCUUCAAUGGGCCUCCUGAAUACAUUCGGUGUCCUCCACGCCUGGACAUCAAAACACCAACUCCUGGAAUACUCAGAAAGCAAGAUUGGUUGGGUGUUUGGGACGUAUGCGUUCUUUUUGUACUUUGGAGCGGCGCAGAUUGAAUACUACCAAAUUCUCCUCUCCUUCAGCAUCCUCGGCGGGCUCUCUUCAUGUUGCCUCUUCACUCCCGCAAUCAGCGCAAUCGGGCACUGGUUUGAUGUUCGGCGUGGUCUUGCUACGGGAAUCGCCUGUACAGCAGGUGGACUGGGGGGUGUCUUCUUCAGCCUGAUCGUCUUAUACGUGGGGCCCGUUCUCGGCUUUCCGUGGGCGAUGCGGAUUAUCGGGAUCAUCUCGGCUGUUCUGUGUGGUUUGGCAUGUCUUCUCCUCAGGACUCGACUGCCUCCGAAUAUCAAGGCCGGCAUGGCUGUUGACUUCAGAGCGCUUCGUGAUAAAGGCUAUGGACUAACAACCCUGGCGAUAUGGUUGGUAGAAUUCGCUGCGUUUAUUCCCUACGCGUAUAUUGUGUCCUAUGGGCUUUAUGCAAGAAUUCCCACUGAUAUCGCGUACCUGCUCUGCGUGUUCUUGAAUGUUGGCGCGAUACCUGGACGCGCUUUACCGGGUAUUGUGGCAGAUAAACUGGGCCGAUUCAACGUCAUGUCACUCACAGCAAUCGCUUGCGGGAUCUGUACACUGGCAUUAUGGUAUUGCUCUGGCACGAACGAAGGCGCUAUAGUUGCUUAUGCAGUACUAUACGGUUUCUGGAGUGGUGCUGCAAUCAGUCUUACUCCUGUGUGUAUCUCCCAGGUGUGCAAGAUGGAAGAUUACGGGAAAAGGAAUGGGACGACGUUUACGCUCGUCAGUAUUGGCACUUUGACGGGGAUCCCGAUGGCUGGAGCGAUCCAGGAGAGUCAGAAUGGAGGAUUCAAGGGUCUUAUUAUUUUUGCUGGUGUCCUUUAUCUAUCAGCGGCAGCGGUGUUUGUGCUUGCAAGGGGGGUGGUUGGAGGGUGGGGGAUGAAGGUGAGGUUUUGA
This is a messenger RNA of Aspergillus nidulans FGSC A4, 3219 nucleotides long. RefSeq lists its product as uncharacterized. Lineage: Eukaryota; Fungi; Ascomycota; Eurotiomycetes; Eurotiales; Aspergillaceae. Gene Ontology annotation, molecular function: transmembrane transporter activity. Gene Ontology annotation, cellular component: membrane. The record is from RefSeq and is a predicted model, not a curated record. Bases 1 to 3219 code for a protein of 1072 amino acids. The transcript has 4 exons. Gene Ontology annotation, biological process: transmembrane transport.